Messenger RNA from Cladophialophora psammophila CBS 110553, 1575 nucleotides. RefSeq lists its product as uncharacterized. Gene Ontology annotation, biological process: transmembrane transport. The transcript has 7 exons. Gene Ontology annotation, cellular component: membrane. The coding region runs from base 1 to 1575 and encodes 524 amino acids. Gene Ontology annotation, molecular function: transmembrane transporter activity. Lineage: Eukaryota; Fungi; Ascomycota; Eurotiomycetes; Chaetothyriales; Herpotrichiellaceae. The record is from RefSeq and is a predicted model, not a curated record.
AUGGCAGAUUACAAGGAGACUGGGGUGGUCACAUCCCAGGUUGACCUGGAGUCACCAAAUGCAAACCUCUCGCCUGAAAAGAAAGGGACCGCCGAUGAUCAAAAAGAUAUGUUUCGCAUGGGCAAACAUCAAGAGCUACGCCGGAACUUUCGAUUUGUCUCGAUUUUCGGCUUCUCCAUGAUUCUAAUGGCCAGCUGGGAAACGAUGUUAGGCACAUCCAUCAUUGGCUUGAUCAACGGGGGAACAGCGGGAAUGAUCUGGCUAUACCUGGUUGCCUGGAUUGGCUUCCUGGCCGUCAACACAUCAAUGGCCGAAAUGGGGUCCAUGGCUCCGACAUCUGGCGGUCAAUAUCACUGGGUGAGCGAAUUUGCACCGAGGACCUAUCAAAAAUUCAUGAGUUUUAUUGUUGGGUGGCUUUGCGUACUCGGCUGGCAGACGGGAGCGGCGAAUACAGCGUUUCUGGCCGGAACCCAAAUCCAAGGCCUCGUGAUCCUCAACUACCCUGACUACACACCUGAAAGAUGGCAUGGCACGUUGUUGACGUUCGCCGUCGCCUCGUUCUCUGUUUUCUUCAACACCUUUCUCGUCAAGAAGUUGCCGUUGGUGGAAGGGAUCGUGCUCAUCAUCCACGUCUUUGGCUUCUUUGGCGUUCUGAUCACUCUCUGGGUCCUUGGUCCGCGCGGAAAUGCGAGCGAUGUCUUCACCACUUUCAACAACUACGGCGGUUGGAGCAGCGACGGGCUGUCGGCAAUAGUUGGGAUUCUCGCCGUUAUGAUCCCCUUACUCGGCGCAGACGGCGCCGUUCAUAUGUCCGAGGAACUUCGCGACGCAUCGAAAGUGCUUCCUCAAAGCAUGAUCUGGACCACCAUCCUUAACGGUGCCAUGGGCUGGAUCAUUCUCAUCACCUUUUGCUUCACCCUGGGAAGCCUUGAUGAUGCUAUCGACUCGCCCACCGGACAGCCCUAUAUUGCUGUCUUUUACAAUGCCACCCAGUCGUUCGCUGGCGCAUCGGUUCUCUCGGCUCUGGUCAUCUUCAUGGCCAUUUUUUGUAACUUGUCGAUUACUGCGACUGCAUCGAGGCAGCUGUGGUCUUUUGCCCGUGAUCAGGGCAUUCCAGGUGCUUCUUGGUUUGCAUAUGUGCGGCCAGGGUGGGAUGUCCCGAUGAACAGCAUCGUGGUAUCCUUUGUCGUUUCCUGCCUGCUGGCCCUGAUCAACAUCGGUUCCACGAUCGCCCUCAACAACAUUACGUCGCUCUCCCUGGUUGCCAUCUUGUCGUCAUAUAUCUUCUCCAUUGGCUGCCUCUUUUGGAGGCGCUUGACCUACCAGCCUCUGCUCCCGGCCAGGUUCACCUUUAGCCGACCAGUUGGUCUGCUUUUGAACGGAUUCAGCCUCCUUUUCCUGGUCUUCGCUUUCAUCUUCGCCUUUUUCCCCGGCAACCCGAAACCAACCGUUGAGCAGAUGAAUUGGGCCAGUUUGAUCUACGGAGGUGUCUUGAUAUUUGCGGUGCUUCAUUACUACAUCCAGGCUAGGCAUGUCUAUGACGGACCUGUGGAAUAUGUGCGCAAGCUGGUGUAA